AUGGCAGCCUUGUCUCUUGUGCUUAGACCGUUCGAGGCCGGCUUCGAGAGUGGAGAUUCUGUGGCUACCAAGGCUGCUGUAUUGGAUGAAGACAGCAAGGACGUUGGGGACGCUGCUCCCGAGAUCGUCGAAACUGCAACAUUGACGAAUGCAGUGACACCCCAAUCAGGCACCUUGAGAAAUUGGACGAACGAGGUUGCUGCGGCAGAUUGGUAUUGGGCAGGGUUGGCAUUGGUAGAUAGUUGGGCGACCGAGUAG
Molecule: messenger RNA, 258 nt
Organism: Letharia lupina
Lineage: Eukaryota; Fungi; Ascomycota; Lecanoromycetes; Lecanorales; Parmeliaceae
Exons: 2
Coding region: 1-258 (85 amino acids)
Source: RefSeq, a predicted model, not a curated record